AUGCCUCCCAAGCAAGUCGUCUUUUCUUCCGGCCGCCCCCAGAAGGGCUUCAUCGGCACCGCCUACGAUGAGAUCACUCACCCCGAGAACACCACCAUCGUCAGAAGUCUCCUGGUCUUCGGCGCCGGUGUCGCUUUCCUUCACAGCAGCCUCGGCGAGCUCCUCCUCCCUCCGUAA
This is a messenger RNA of Aspergillus steynii IBT 23096, 177 nucleotides long. RefSeq names its product putative TOM core complex subunit Tom6. Gene Ontology annotation, biological process: protein import into mitochondrial matrix. The coding region runs from base 1 to 177 and encodes 58 amino acids. The record is from RefSeq and is a predicted model, not a curated record. Gene Ontology annotation, cellular component: mitochondrial outer membrane translocase complex. The transcript is spliced from 2 exons. Lineage: Eukaryota; Fungi; Ascomycota; Eurotiomycetes; Eurotiales; Aspergillaceae.